Molecule: messenger RNA, 609 nt
Organism: Perkinsus marinus ATCC 50983
Lineage: Eukaryota; Perkinsozoa; Perkinsida; Perkinsidae
Exons: 5
Coding region: 1-609 (202 amino acids)
Source: RefSeq, a predicted model, not a curated record
AUGCCUUCCUUUUCCUCCUACCCUUCAGAGCGGGCCUUGGCUAGUCUACAAACAGCUGCUGAUGUUAAAGUAAAGGAGCUCAAGGCGGCCCUCGAGGAGCAUAAGGUCCAGAAGGAGGCGUUGCGUGGAGAGCUGCUGCGUGUGAAGUCGUCAAUUGGUGAUGCAGUUCGAGGGGCUGAGAAGGGAUGGGAGGUUGCUAUACGUAAUUUGGUGGACUUACCAGAGCGGUACAAGGCGACCUACGACGACUUCCUCCAAGCUAAAGUGAGGGUCGAGGAGCUCACGAAGGAGCUGGCGGAGGGACACAAGCAACAGAAUAGACUUGAGGAAAGAAUUAAAAGGCUGCAAUCGGGGAAGUUGUCAGCGAGUGAGGAGAAGACGGAGGCUACUGCACGACAACUACGAUACGAGAUACGACAGUUGAAAGAUGAAUAUGCUGACUUGGCUACACGCAACAUCGAUUUCAAACGGAUGGCUGCUGAGGCGAGAUGCGAGGCUAUUCAAAGCGCGAAGCUCAUUGUGACGUACAAGAGAGAGAAGGAUGCUGCUGUUCUCGAGAAGGAGGAAGCCCUUGCUGGUAUGGGCAAGGCGGAAAGGAAGAAGAGGUAA